UGUAAGAAUAUAGUUCAAUAGAAUUCAGUACAUUUGCAUUGUUGUACAACCAUCACCACCAUUCACUCCAGAUCUUAUUUCCAUCUUCCCAAACUGAAACUCUGUACCCUUUAAACAAUAGCUCCACAUUCCUACCUCCCUCUGACAACCACCAUUCUAUAUUCUGCCUAUAUAAAUUGGACUAUUCUAGGUAUCCCCUGCAAGUGGAAUCACAGAAUAUUCGUCCUCUUUUGUCUGUCUUAUUUCAGUUAACAUUAUAUCAUCAAGGUUUAUCCGUAUUCUAACAUAUCAGAAUUUCGUUCCUCUUUAAGGUUGAAUAAUGUUCCAUAGUAUGUGUAUACCACAACUUAUUCAUCCAUUCAUCUGCCCUUGAACAUUUGGGUUGUUACCGCCUUUUGGCUAUUGUGAAUAAUGCUGCUAUGAGCAUUAGUGCAUUAAAAUAGCCUUUAAACAACAUUGUUCAUCACUAUACAUACAGACAUUGAAAUUGUUUAGGAACACUGAUACCAAUCACUGACAAUUAAAUUGUGAAUCAGUUUCACCUAACCCAUAUAGAGAAGUUUUGUACUCUCAAUAUUUCUCUCAAGACUGCAAAAGCCAUCUUUGAGCACCCAAUCUGAUGUUCUUCAAGAUAUGCUGGAAAGAUAUUCAAUCAAUAGCCAAAAAAGAAAUAGUUUCAGGAGAUUGAUUUUCCCCCAGGACUGGCCAUACACCAAAGUCCAAGUAACAUGUGGAAGCAUUGGUAAGAUCCCCCCAUUCCCCAUUUUCAGCCAAAGAGAGCUCAGUACUUGUAUUAGGCAUAUUAUAAAUUAGUACCUCAUUUCUCCACAAUUUUUUUUCAGAGAUAUUGGGUAUGGCAGAAGAAAAUUGUACCAUGAAAAAUGAGUUUAUCCUGGCAGGAUUUACAGAUCACGCAGAGAUGAAGAUUCUUCUGUUUGUUGUAUUCUUUUCCAUCUAUCUGAUCACCAUGGUGGGGAAUCUUGGUUUGGUGGCCUUAAUUUUUACACAACGUCUUCUACACACACCAAUGUACAUUUUUCUGGGCAACCUGGCUAUUGUGGACUCUUGUUGCGCCUGUACUAUUAUUCCUAAAAUGUUAGAGAACUUCUUUUCUGAGGACGGAAUUGUUUCCCUCUAUGAAUGUAUGGCACAGUUUUAUGUCCUUUGCACCGUUGAAACUGCAGAUUGCUUUCUUCUAGCGGCAAUGGCCUAUGACCGCUAUGUGGCCAUAUGCAGCCCACUGCAGUACCAUACCAAGAUGUCCAAGAAACUCUGCAUUCACAUGACUACAGGAGCCUUCAUAGCUGGAAACCUGCAUUCCAUGAUUCAUGUAGGGCUUCUGUUUAGGUUAAUUUUCUGUGGAUUGAAUCACAUCAACCAUUUUUAUUGUGAUAUUCUUCCUUUGUAUAGACUCUCCUGUGUUGACCCUUAUGUCAAUGAACUGGUACUGUUCAUCUUUUCAGGCUCAAUUCAAGUCUUCACCAUAGGUAGUGUCUUAAUAUCUUAUCUCUAUAUUCUUUUUACUAUUUUCAAAAUGAAAUCCAAAGAGGGAAGGGUCAAAGCCUUUUCUACUUGUGCAUCCCAUUUUUUGUCUGUUUCAUUAUUCUAUGGAUCUCUUUUUUUCAUGUACAUUAGACCAAAUUUGCUUGACGAAGGGGAUAAAGAUAUACCAGCUGCUAUUUUGUUUACAAUAGUCGUCCCCUUACUAAAUCCUUUCAUUUAUAGCCUGAGAAAUAAAAUGGUAAUAAGUGUCUUGAGAAAAAUUCUGAUUAAACAAACUCAAGAAAAACUGAAUCAAAUGACACCUACCAUAGCUUGAUGUGAAUGCAGCAAAAACUUCCAUGUAAAAUUACAGAGGAUAUGCACAAACUGUAUGUAAAAUAUUAAUAUAUCAUAA
Microcebus murinus (gray mouse lemur) is the source of this 1897-nucleotide messenger RNA. RefSeq names its product olfactory receptor 5K1. Gene Ontology annotation, cellular component: membrane. The record is from RefSeq and is a predicted model, not a curated record. NCBI's taxonomy places the organism in Eukaryota, Metazoa, Chordata, Mammalia, Primates, Cheirogaleidae. Gene Ontology annotation, biological process: G protein-coupled receptor signaling pathway. Gene Ontology annotation, molecular function: G protein-coupled receptor activity; olfactory receptor activity.